This is a messenger RNA of Nezara viridula (southern green stink bug), 2004 nucleotides long. Lineage: Eukaryota; Metazoa; Arthropoda; Insecta; Hemiptera; Pentatomidae. The record is from the annotation of a GenBank genome assembly.
AUUUAUCAAGAUAAAGAUAUAGAGGACCAUAUUUGGUGGUCCUUAUCUGGUUAAUUUCCAUUCUAUUUCACAGGAUAGAUUAUUUUAUUUUUAAUAGAUGAUAUAGGCUGUGAGUCAAUUAGUUUUAAUACUGGGACUUUUCCUGAUAAAAUUAGGUUUUGUAAAAACAUUUCAAUGUAAAAGUGCAUUAUCAUUGAGUGUAUAUUUUAAAACACUCAGUGUUUAUAAUCUUUAAAUAAUAAUAAAUAUCUUAUUUAAAUAAUAAUCUUCAAAAGAUAAUGAACUCAUACAGUUAUCUGUGAUAAAGCAGUGUAGUUUCCUUAUCUGUAGUAGUUAAAUCUUGACUUCAUGAUACAUUGUUUCAUAUUGAUUUUUUGAAUUUCUUCUUUAUUUUAUAUUUUUAGUUAAUGCAAAUAAUAUCAACACGAUGAAGAUCUAUGUAACGUUGAGUUUUCUUUUGUUCUUUACAUUGUCAGUUUGCUGUCAAAAAAGGAAGUUCGGGAUUGGUACUCCUAAAAUCCCAAAACAUGUAACUAAACUUCCUGAAGAACAAUGGUUCGAUCAGAAAAUUGAUCAUUUUAGGCCAACAGACCUCCGGACAUGGAAGCAGAGAUACUUUGUAAAUGAUACAUUUUUUAACGGUUCAAGCUCAUCUCCAAUCUUUUUAAUGAUUGGUGGUGAAGGGGAGGCUAGUGCUAAGUGGAUGGUUGCAGGGGCAUGGAUAGAAUUUGCUGAAAAGCUUGGAGCUCUUUGCUUUCAACUUGAACAUCGUUUUUAUGGAAAAAGUAGACCUCUUCCGAAUAAGAGCGUAGAGAGCUUAGAAUAUCUUAACAGCGAACAAGCUCUUGGAGAUCUGGCUGAAUUUAUUGGUUCUAUGAACAGAAAAUAUAAUCUUCAACCUGAAAAUAAGUGGAUUGCUUUUGGUGGCAGUUAUCCAGGUUCUCUCGCAGCUUGGGUUAGGUAUAAAUUUCCUCAUCUUGUACAUGCUUCAAUUUCAUCUAGUGGUCCUCUGCUUGCUAAAGCUGAUUUCAAAGAAUACAAUGAAGUUGUUAAGGAUUCUUUAAGUUACUUUAAUAAAGAUUGCGUUAGUCCUGUUAGAUUGGCUAAUAAACACUUGACAAAGCUCUUCCAAGAUCCUUCUGGUGGAACUAUUUUAACUAAAAUGUUCAGGUUAUGUGCACCUCUAGAUAUUGAAAACAUAAAUGAUGUUUAUAAUUUAGCCCAAACCUUGUCUGAUAACUUCGCUGGAAUAGUCCAAUACAAUAAAGAUAACAGAAUAACUGAUUCCCCUACUGCUAAAAUUACUAUCGAUGACAUUUGUAAAAUAAUGACAAGCUCUAGAGUUGACACUCCUUUAGAAAGUUAUGCUGCUGUAAAUAGCAUGAUGCUGAAUCUGACUAAUCAAACUUGUCUGGACUACAAGUAUGACGAAAUGCUCGACGUGAUGAGAAAAACGGAGUGGAGUGAGGAUCCUACAGAUGCAGGCAGGCAAUGGAUUUAUCAAACGUGUGUUGAAUUUGGAUUUUAUCAAACAUCGAGUACUUCAGGUGAAUUAUUCGGACCAAAUUUUCCUUUUGAGUUCUUUCUCAAACAAUGUUCUGAUAUUUAUGGAAGGAGAUUUGACUACAAUCUUUUAGAACACGCUAUAAAUAGAACAAACAAUAUGUAUGGUGAAUUGAAAAUUCGUGCCACUAGGGUAAUGUUCGUUCAUGGAAGCAUUGAUCCGUGGCAUGCUUUAGGAAUCACUGAGUCAAAAAAUCCAAGCACACCAACGAUUUUUAUUAAAGGAACGGCACAUUGUGCUGAUAUGUAUCCCAGUGCAGAUACAGAUAUUCCUCAAUUGAAGGAGGCAAGAAAAGAAAUUUUCUCUCAAAUAAAAAAAUGGUUAAAUGAUAUUUAAGCAGUUAUUGUUUUGUUAAAUAUGUUUUUUCAUUGAAUUAAUAUCUAUGCAAUGAAAUAUUUGUAAACUGUCAUAUGCACUAAUAAUAAGAUAAUUUGAAAGUA